Molecule: messenger RNA, 1191 nt
Organism: Styela clava
Lineage: Eukaryota; Metazoa; Chordata; Ascidiacea; Stolidobranchia; Styelidae
Product: ADP-ribosylation factor-like protein 3
Molecular function (GO): GTP binding; GTPase activity
Source: RefSeq, a predicted model, not a curated record
UUUAUUCUGCAGAUCUGAUAUAUUUACAUUCACUAAUAUUCAACAUAACCAGUAUUCAAGGAAAAGACAGAAACAGAAAAAGGGUCCGUACCGCUGUGGCUGACGUUCUUCUUGGAAUAGAUUGGAAACGAAAUUGAUAAAUUGUGACUGAGACGAGAAUUUUGUUCAUUACUUCUUAAUCUUCGACAGAAAUUUUGGACUGCAAAUUGAAGAUUAAUUUACAAUUUUUCUGCAUGAUUUUUGACAAUAAUUUCUAAACUUUUGUGAUACUGUAGAAGAUCUUGGAAUACAAUGGGGUUAUUGAGUUAUUUGAGGAAACUUAAAUCUGACAGUGUCAAAGAGAUGCGAAUACUUUUGCUUGGUCUUGAUAAUGCCGGUAAAACAACAAUUUUGAAGAGUCUAGCUUCAGAAGAUGUCACACACAUUACCCCCACACAGGGUUUCAACAUAAAAAGUGUUCAAACAAAAGGAUUCAAAUUGAAUGUGUGGGAUAUUGGUGGUCAAAGGAAAAUCAGACCAUAUUGGAGAAAUUAUUUUGAAAACACGGAUGUGCUGAUUUAUGUUGUGGAUAGUGCUGAUAGAACUCGAUUAGAGGAAACAAAUUUAGAAUUGGAGGAGUUAUUUAAUGAAGAUAAGUUGUUGGGAGUUCCAGUUCUUGUCUAUGCCAACAAGCAAGACUUAUUACACUCAGCCAAGGCGUCAGAAGUAGCAGAGGGACUCGGACUGGCUAAAUUACGAGAUAGAAAUUGGAAUAUACAAGGAUGUUCAGCAUUAAGCGGAGAAGGUCUUCAGGAUGGCAUGGAAUGGGUGAUGAAGAAUGUUACUAAACACAAGAAAAAGUGACAACUUUGUGCUUUUUGUUUAAUUGUAAAAUGGGACUUCAGGUUCAAUCCAGCCAGUGGCAUCCCUAGUUCUCUACCAUCACUGCGUUUUGUAAUAUCUGUACAUCGUUUGUGCUCAUUGUGCAUAUAUAUCUUGGUUCUUUAUCAGACCGAAUAUUUCUAAGUAUUUGCUAGUUUAUAGCAACAAACCUCCUUUCUGUACGUCUUGCUUUUUAAAUUUAUCGACAUAACCUGCCUAAAAGUGUAUAUGGUGCUUUCAAUGGUACAUUAGGAAAUGACAUAAUUGUAUUUAUAUUUGCAAGCUGUAAAAAAAUGCUGAUAUUUAUUAAAUUCAAUAUUAUUUGUAGAA